CUCCACACUCAAAAAUUUCUCAAAAUUUCGUAGUAGCAGUUUUUCCGAGGAGUCGCAAAACUGUUUACACGGAGAGGGGUCCGAGAGAGGGGAGGGGAGUGAAACUGCGGCCAGAAUCUCCACAGAGAGAGAGAGAGAGAGAGAGAGAGAGAGAGAGGUAUAUACACAAAUCCGUAUCAGCCACCCCAUGGAAGCGCAGGCGCAGCAUCCGCAACAAUGGGUGAUGAGCGCACAGGCUCAAACCCACCAGCACCCAUCGUCAAUGGCAACACCAUCGCUACCCUACCACCAACCCACCACUCUGGAAGAAGUCAGAACCCUCUGGAUUGGCGAUUUACAGUACUGGGUCGACGACGGCUACCUCCACAGCUGUUUCUCCCACACCGGAGAGGUUGUUUCGAUAAAGAUAAUACGUAACAAGAUCACCGGCCAGCCAGAGGGUUAUGGGUUUGUGGAGUUUGUUUCACAUGCAGCGGCUGAAAAGAUUUUACAGACAUACAACGGAGCACAAAUGCCUGGAACUGAGCAAACAUUUAGGUUAAAUUGGGCUUCUUUUGGGAUUGGAGAAAGACGCCCUGAUGCUGGGCCAGAGCACUCUAUCUUUGUUGGAGAUUUAGCACCUGAUGUCACGGAUUACUUGUUGCAAGAGACCUUUCGAACUCAAUACCCAUCUGUUAGAGGUGCAAAGGUCGUGACUGAUCCCAAUACUGGGCGCUCAAAGGGUUACGGUUUUGUUAAAUUUGCUGAUGAAACAGAAAGAAAUCGUGCUAUGACUGAAAUGAAUGGUGUCUAUUGCUCAACCAGGCCGAUGCGGAUAAGUGCAGCAACGCCAAAGAAGACAACUGGGUUUCAACAGCAAUAUACAGCAACUAGAGCUUUGUAUCCACCUCCAGCAUAUGUUCCAGCAGUACAGACAAUUCCAGUGGAUAAUGAUAUCAAUAACACUACAGUUUUCAUUGGAAACCUGGACCCUAAUGUCACAGAAGAGGAACUGAAGCAAAUAUUUGUGCACUUUGGGGAAAUUGUAUAUGUCAAGAUCCCGACAACAAAAGGAUGUGGUUUUGUGCAAUAUACUGCCAGGGCAUCUGCGGAAGACGCAAUUCAAAGGAUGCAGGGUGUAGUGGUUGGCCAACAAGUAGUCCACCUUUCUUGGGGGAGGAACCCUGCAGCAAAACAGGACGUACCUAGUAUAUGGGGUCAGCAAGCAGAUCCAAGUCAAUAUAGCAGCACCUAUUAUGGUUAUGGACAAGGUUAUGAUGCCUAUGCUUAUGGGGCUGCUCACGAUCCUUCAUUAUAUGCAUAUGGUGCAUACUCCGGUUACACGCAGUACCCUCAACAGGUUGAAGGUUCUCAAGAAAUGGCAUCCAUGGCAGGCACUGUCCCAGCUAUGGAACAAAGGGAGGAAUACGAUCCUUUGGCUACACCAGAUAUUGACAAGUUGAAUGCUGCUUACCUUGCUGUCCACGGAAGUGCCAUUUUGGGACGGCCCUUGUGGCAGAGAACGUCAUCAUUCACACAGCAAGCAUAGUCUUCUUAUGGCACCAACUACUUAUAUGUCAGGGUCUAUUUGUUUUCUGCGCUCCUUAUGUAAUCAAAGCACAACCGAGCAAGAAAAAUGCUGAUUCCACCACCAAAUCCUGGUACGCCUGCCUCAAUGUUUGCCGGCAGGGUUUCUUCUUUAGUGUUGAGCUGGAAACAUAGGAAAGCAAAUCCAUUUUGCAGCAUAGAUUUUUAGUUAUUCUAGUUUGUCGUGUCUUAAGUUGUAUAAACAAAAGGAUGACAUAUGAUUAUAUGGACCACCCUCAACUCAAGGCUUUUAUGCGGUACGUUGGAUUUCAAAUGUUA
Molecule: messenger RNA, 1845 nt
Organism: Rhododendron vialii
Lineage: Eukaryota; Viridiplantae; Streptophyta; Magnoliopsida; Ericales; Ericaceae
Product: polyadenylate-binding protein RBP47B'
Exons: 8
Coding region: 188-1528 (446 amino acids)
Cellular component (GO): cytosol
Molecular function (GO): mRNA binding
Source: RefSeq, a predicted model, not a curated record